Molecule: messenger RNA, 3231 nt
Organism: Lytechinus variegatus (green sea urchin)
Lineage: Eukaryota; Metazoa; Echinodermata; Echinoidea; Temnopleuroida; Toxopneustidae
Product: sialin-like
Exons: 10
Coding region: 235-1722 (495 amino acids)
Biological process (GO): monoatomic anion transport; transmembrane transport
Molecular function (GO): transmembrane transporter activity
Source: RefSeq, a predicted model, not a curated record
GUGCCCUCUCACACCCAAUACAUCCCCCCCACAAACCUAUCAUGAUGACUACCGCAUCAGACGAACAGUUGGAUUUAUGAAAAGUUGCAUGACUACGUGCGAGUACUUAACAGUAUUUCACAGGUUACACUUUUAAGCGCCUUAUCCUUUGCCUUAUGUCCACAGGCCUGUGCGAGACGAAUUUCAACUAGACUCAAUUUGUUGUCCUGUUUCAAAGAAAGGAUUUAAAAGAUUAUGCACUGUACCUGCUCCACAAGAUGGCUAUUUGCUGUUCUCGCCUUUGUUGGUAUCUCUACUGUGCACGUCCUCCGACUCAACCUCAGUGUCGUCAUGGUAACGAUAGCAAAGACCAAUCACAGUGCACAUUUGCAGUCACAUGACAUUAACGCAUCGACUCAGACAUGCUCUCGCGCAGAAGAGAAAGGAAUGUAUAGUUCAUCAAAGUCAGCUGAUUUGAACCAAACCGAGUUUGAAUGGAGCAGUAACACACAAGGCCUUCUUCUUGCCUCUUUCUAUAUUGGUUAUGCUGUCAUGAAUGGACCGGUUGGGUGGCUCGCUGACAGUUUUGGCGGGAAAUGGCUUUUUGCAGGUGGUGUGACUGUCUCUGCUAUUAUGAAUAUCGCUGCACCUAAAAUCAUACGUACCAGUCUACCGCUUUUCUUUGUGACCAGGGUUGUAUCUGGUAUGGCUGAGGCCGUCACUUUUCCAUCAUCGAACACAUUGGUAACAAAGUGGGCUCCUGAGAAGGAAACAAGGAUGACGUCAUUGAUAGUGGGAGGAUUUUCAUUUGGAUCGGCUGUUGGUCAGUUUUUCUCAGGAAUGAUCUGUUCCUUCGUCGGUUGGGAAGCUAGCUUCUACAUAUUUGGUUGUUCUUGUUUAGUUUGGGUACUACUCUGGGCAUUGUUGGUAUAUGAAGAACCCGGGGACCAUCCGUUCAUUUCGGACGAAGAGAGAAAAAAGAUUGAGAAUAACCGAUCUCGUGGAUCUGUUUCCAAGGUAAAGGUGGCCACACCAUUAUGUUCUAUGACGACGUCGAUGCCCGCGAUUGCUUGGUUUGUUACUAUGGUAACCAUAGCGGGAUUUGUUGUUUUCAUUCUUAUCACUGAUCUUCCACUGUAUAUGAAACACGUUCAACAAUUGGAUGUCGCAGAGAUCGGAUUUCUACUACCCAUUCCAUUUGUUGCUCAUUGUGUUAUGAUGAUGGUAUUUUCUUCCUUUUCCGAUGUGCUGAUUAAACGAAGAUAUCUUGGAGUUACACAGACCAGGAAACUUGUUGUAAAUAUAGGUGCCGUAAUAUCAUCGGGAUCUCUCCUAGCUGCAUCACACAUUGGAUGUAGCCACUUCAGCUCUGUCGCUCUGAUGACUACGGCAAUGGGUGGAGUCGGUAUCUCCUUUGCCGGAAUCUUCGUCAACGCCCAGGACUUGGCGCCAAGGUUCGCUGGCACACUGUUUGGCAUUGGGAAUGCUUUCUCUGUAAGCACGGGUUUCGUCGGACCCGUCAUUGUUGGGCUGAUGACAGAGGAUCAGAGUGAUCCAGAAGGAUGGAGGAGAGUCUUUUACCUAACGGCAGGACUUAGCCUUUUCGGUGCCAUCUUCUUCCAGUUGUUCGGUUCUGGCUUGGAGCAGGAAUGGGCCAAGGGCAAGACAAUUUACUCAUCUCUAGAACAACCAACUUCCGGACAACCAUCCAAAGAAACAUCAUUCCAGGGGAGCGUUUCAUGAAAGGACUUGUCGGACGUUUUAUCCGACAGUUACCAUAGUUUAUCAGUGCUUUUCGGCCAAUCAAAUUCAAGGAAAAUUGUCAGAUCUGACAAUAUGUCGGACAAAAAAUGUUGAUGAAAUGCUCCCCUGAAAAUCAAACCAGAGACAGUAUGUCCUCUGAAGCCAACAAGACAACUGUACCUCUGCAUGACUAACCCGAGGAGAGCUGGGGUUAAAACUCUUUUAGCCACAGUGAGUAAUACGUUCAAGACAAAGACUUUAAAAGCAAAGGUUACUGCCUUCGUCCCAUCUUAGAUUCAGAUGUAUCAUUUCUGCAUAGUUUACGUACACCAAACGGUGUGAAAGGAUGAGAUCCAGACAGGAUCCCGAGUAUUCUGAAAAUCACGUACACGAAUUAUCAUGCAUCAUUUUUUUUUACUAGGAAGAAGACUAGUUCGCCUACAGAAUGCCUCGCUAAUUCUGCUCAUUACUCAGCAAUUACAACAUUUUUUUCCCAAAAGGAACAAGGCUCUGUCACAUCGUUCCGUGCAAGCCUUGCGGACGACUUUUUGCUAAACGCAGGUCGCCCGUGUUGAUAGUAUCUCGCAUGCAGUUGCUCGCAGAAGCGCACGCAAGUCUGAUUUGCACGCUUGAAAGUUUUGAACAUGAUCAAAACUUUGUAGCGGGUGAGUUGCGGGCAAUCACCUGCAAGGCGAUAUGCAUGACAUCAUGAGACAUCAAAUCGCAAGAAGAUUUGUAUCAGUCGGUAGUAGUUAAAACUCUGUACACAAAAGGAUAAACAUUUCAUUCGAAGUAUUCCAGUUGUCAUUCCAGUUGUUCUUCAAAACAUCCGGGAAACUGAAAACCCCAUUUCCAAUCGAACAAUGAUGCAUAUAUAGUUUAUUCCUACAAGUCUUAUCAAGGAGUUUGUAAAUCAUGUAAGCAGUACACUAGGUAGAGGCAAAUCCCAUUAUACAUGUAGACAAUUAUCCUGAAAAUGGGAAUGUAAACUCAUCUUUUCACGAUUUCUUGAGCUAAAGAAGAUAUUAUACAAAAUAACUAUCAUAUAGUAUUAGACACUCUUUAUACUCCUUGGUUGAAUAUGUUUUUUUUAUAUGGAUAUAAUUAAUGUUACAGAAACGAGAAUCUUAACCAACAUCAUCAUUUUCAUAUUUGAUGAUGAUGACGACACAAUUAUGAUCAUCAACUAUUUUCUGUGCAUAAUGCAGAAAUUAGAAUGUUUAGUUUAGUGGCCCAUAGGGAAAACGCAAGGAAUGUGGUCUUGCGUAUAAUUUAGCGAAUAUAAUUAUUCCGCUAGUAUAAAAUCAACACUCUCAAAUAUGCCAACACUAAAUUAUUGGUUCAUGCCAAAUACUUGCUGGGUUGAACAUUUGACACCAAUAUGAUUUAAUUUCCGGCCCUCAUUUUUCAAAUUCAUGGUGAACCUCCAUUGGUGCAUCUGUGAAAUCUUAACCUUUAGAGUAGUUAGUUUCUGGGAUGUGGUUGUUGUGCUGUUUAACCUGUAACACA